Messenger RNA from Paramecium tetraurelia, 2517 nucleotides. RefSeq lists its product as uncharacterized. The record is from RefSeq and is a predicted model, not a curated record. NCBI's taxonomy places the organism in Eukaryota, Ciliophora, Oligohymenophorea, Peniculida, Parameciidae. The transcript has a single exon.
AUGGAGGUAAAGUCCAAUUAUGGAUCCACUAAGAAUUCAGUUGAGAAUGAUAAUAUCUUAACACGUUUGCAGACAGAACUCAAAUCGAUCAUUUUCAGAGUUUUCUUCUUGAUUCUAAAGGAUAAAGAAUAGUCGAUUGCAAUUCAAAUCUUUCUGUAAGUGAUGUCCUUUUUUUAAUAUCUCACAUUCAUUUUUCAUCGACAACUAUAUUUAGUAUGGAAGAACUAGAAAGUGUCAUAUCAAUUUUAUAAAUUCUUUGGAUAUUUCAUGCUAACCCCAUAUUUUGAACAACUCAACUUUUCGAGUUUCGCAUCAAUGAUGUAUGCAUUAAUAGGUAUAAUCCUUAUAUCCAUCAUGUUGUUAUUACUAAUUGGAUACACAAAUAUUACUAGACUCAACACUUCAUAUACUUGGCCAAUUUAUAUCCUCAAAUAGAUUUUCAUCCUCUUUACUACUAUACUUUAUUUACCAAUACUUGAUCUUUUAUUUCAAAUGCUCAAUUGCCACUAUGAUGAUAAAAAUCAACUCAUCAACGUUGUAUUUGAUACCAUAUGUUGGUAAGGUUCCCAUGUCAUUCACGCUAUUGUAGCCAUUCUUGGAAUCAUAAUCUUUAUCAUGAUUACGAUGACUUUUAAUUUGCUUUACUUUGAACCAAAAUAUAAUCACAAAGAUCAAUUAUCCAAAACAUCUGGAAGGGCAAAAACUCUUAAAUGUUUUAUCUUUCUCUUAUUAGAAAUUUCGUUUACAUUCAUUGAUUUAUUUAAAUUUGAUUAUGUCGCUAUUUACAUCCUUAUGAUUGGAGCAGUAAUCACAUUCUAUUAAUUUCAUAUAGAAUAACCAUUCAAUAAUGUAUUUAUACAGAAAAUCUCAUCUAUGUAUGCUGCUCUAAUGUUAUGGAGUGCCAUAAUGAUGUGUUUUUCAAAUUAUCUGGAAAACACGAUAUUUCAUGGAACUAUCUAUGCCUGGCUAGUUGGUAUCCCUCUUAUUAUAUUUGCUAUAUAUAAAAAAGAGAAGUAUCUUUAUGAUCUAUUAUUAAUGAAUAUCAAUAAAACAGAGGAUCCUAAUCAAAUCAUACUAUUAACUAAUUAUAUUUAAAAAUUACUAUCAAGAUAUCAUGCUAACUAACAUUUUCACAUUAUGUUGGAUGCACUUAUUGAAGUACACAUAAAAACUUGCUAAAAGGAGGAUUGCGUAUUUAGAAUAAAAAAACAAUUAAACUAAAGAUUAUUAAAACUAAAGGAUGCAAAUAUCACUGAGAGAGAUUACUAAAUACAUUUACUAAUUGGAGAGAUAUAUCAAGGAUACAUUAGAAGACAUUAAAACAAUGUAAGAUUAAGAAUUAAUUAUGCCUUUUAUCUACUUGAUUUUUUGAAAUAAAAGUAAUAAUCUUUAAAUGAAUUUAAUUAAAUAGAAUUAUUAUCACCCAGCAUAGAUUAUGAGUUUACUAUUUUUAGAUAUAAAAGGAUAAUUGAAGAUGAAAUGAACAUAUCAUAAAAUGAAGCUCUAAGUGGUAAUCUAGAUAUUGCAACAGAAAUAGCAUUUUAGAAUAAUAUGAGAUAAUUUUAAAAUAAAAUAGAGAGAGCCACUUUAAUGCAUAUGGACUUCUGGUCUUAGUUAUAAGAGGAUUCUCCUGAUUUAGGUAAAAUGAAUGAAAUUGGAUCCAAAAUCAAUCUAUCUAUUCUUUAAGUUGAAGAACUGUGGAAUAGAAUGUAGAAAAUGACUCAAAAUCUACCUAAAGCUAUGAGAUUAUAUGCUAAAUUUAUUAUUGAAGUACUUUAAGAUAAAGAUUUUGGAGAAUAAUUAUUAGAAAAGUCUAAGUCACUUUAAACAUAAAACAAUAAAAUGAAAAACAAAUAAACCAUUUCCAUCUUCACUAGCGAAGAGAUUAAUUUUGAACCAUUACCAACUUUAUUAAUAUCUACAAUGUCAAGUAAAUUUGCUUAGAUUUCUAAUUUAAAUUUAAGUGCUUGUAAUUUGUUUGGAUACCAUAAGACAGAAUUGAUGAAUAGAAAAAUAAAUUUGUUGAUUCCAUAAAUUUAUACUAAGUUUCAUGAUAAACAUAUAGAAAUGUUAUUUUAGAGUAAUGAUUUAUAACAGAUUGUGAAGGAAAGAUUAAUCUAUAUAAAAUUAAAGUCAGGCUACAUUAUGCCUUGCUAUAUAUGCAUGAAAGCGUUAUCAUAACUAGAUGAAGAUGUUGUAAUUGCAGCUUAGUUUAGAACAUUGCGUACCUUCAAAGGAGGAUGCUAUCUAAUUCUUGAUCAUGAUGAUGCCAUUGAGUCCGUCUCGUCAUCUUGUAUUUGUUACUUGUUUAUUGAUUCAAAGAUGAUUAGUCAUAAAAAGAUCUACUUUCAUGAGCUAUUCACAAAUUAUAAUAGAAAUGAUUACUUAAAUAAGACUGGUUGCGUAAUUAGUUUGAAUUUGUAAUCUAAUGUUGUUUAGAACUCAAAUUAUCUUUAAUACUAUAUUAAUGAUUUAGCAAGAUCAGACUUAAAUAUUAUUUUAAAUUUAAAUUACUGA